This is a messenger RNA of Gadus chalcogrammus (walleye pollock), 3008 nucleotides long. It is a transcript of the gene cdh4, whose product is annotated as cadherin 4, type 1, R-cadherin (retinal). Gene Ontology annotation, molecular function: calcium ion binding; cadherin binding. Lineage: Eukaryota; Metazoa; Chordata; Actinopteri; Gadiformes; Gadidae. The transcript has 17 exons. Gene Ontology annotation, biological process: calcium-dependent cell-cell adhesion; adherens junction organization; multicellular organism development. Gene Ontology annotation, cellular component: plasma membrane; adherens junction; catenin complex. The record is from RefSeq and is a predicted model, not a curated record. The coding region runs from base 176 to 2986 and encodes 936 amino acids.
GGACACUUCUACCCAGACAGUUACUCCUGGUGCUGCUCUGCCCAACUCUGUUUCUUCAGAAGAGGGCUUCGGAAUUACUACUACCACUACUACUACUACCACUACUACUACUAUUACGACUACUACUAUUACUAGCUGGUGCUGAAGAACUCCUCUCGGUCGUCUCUUACCGUUGAUGACAUCCGAAUCUGUGAAGAUGAAUAUCGGCUUCGUUGCUCUAUUGACGUGCACGUUACUUGUUGGUUCAACCCUGGGGACUAAGCUAGGCCAGCCGCCCAAACCCCCCUGCAAACCGGGCUUCUCCCAGAACUUCUACACAGUGAUUGUCUCAAGGGAUAUACUGCGUGGCCAAAGCAUUCUUAAAGGAACCACCCUUUCCAGUGAGCGUGUGAAGUUUGAGAGCUGCCUGCACAACCGGGAGGUGGUCUUUGUGAGCAGCGACCCGGCCUUCAGCGUGCGCUCCGAUGGCUCCGUGUACGUGGAGCAGGAGGUGGCCAACCUGUCGAAGCCCGUCCAGUUCAUGGUCACGGCCCGGGGGCUCCGGGACACCCGGAUCUGGGAGACCACCGUGAAGCUGGCGGUGGCCGGCCACGCGCCCUCAAUACCUCUGACACAGGUCGGCAUUGAAGAGAUGCUGUCAAGAGCAUGGGACUCGCAGCCCAGACUCAUCAAGUUCCCCCGGAAGCAUCUGAGGAGCUCCUCCUCCAACAGUCUGCGGCGACAGAAGAGAGACUGGGUCAUUCCACCAAUCAACGUGCCCGAAAACUCCCGAGGGCCAUUCCCCCAGAUGCUUGUCAGGAUCCGCUCGGACCAGGACGUGACGGUGGGGAUUCGCUACAGCAUCACCGGGGCCGGGGCCGACCAGCCCCCCAGCGACAUCUACAGCAUAGACCCCGUCAACGGGAAGAUGUUCGUCACCAAACCCCUGGACCGGGAGGAGAGGGCCUCCUACCAUCUUCGAGCGCACGCGGUGGACAUGAACGGGAACCAGGUGGAGAACCCUAUAGACCUCUACAUCUACGUCAUCGACAUGAACGACAACAGGCCCGAGUUCCAGAACCAGGUCUACAACGGCUCCGUGGACGAGGGAUCAAAACCAGGCUCGUCGGUGAUGCAGGUGACCGCUGGCGACGCCGACGACUACACCACCGCCAAUGGCAUGGUGCGCUACCGCAUCCUGUCCCAGACGCCACACAACCCCAUCCCCAACAUGUUCACCAUCAACAGUGAGACGGGCGACAUCAUCACCGUGGCCGCCGGACUGGACAGAGAGAAAGUCUCCCAGUACACCAUCAUAGUCCAGGCCACGGACAUGGAGGGCAACCUGAACUACGGCCUCUCCAACACGGCCACCGCCCUCAUCUCCAUCACCGACAUCAAUGACAACCCUCCUGAGCUCACCGACAAAACGUUCUCGGGCGAGGUCCCUGAGAACAAGGUGAACGUGGUGGUGACCAACCUGACGGUGGUGGACCGCGACCAGCCGCACAGCGUCAACUGGAACGCCGUGUACCGCAUCGUCAGCGGCGACCCCUCCGGCCACUUCACCGUCCGCACCAACCCCGUCACCAACGAGGGCAUGCUCACCGUUGUCAAGCCCGUGGACUUUGAGAUGAACCGGGCCUUCAUGCUGAUGGUGGUGGUCUCCAACCAGGCCCACCUGGCCAGCGGCAUCCAGUCCUCCCUGUCGUCCACUGCGGGGGUCACCAUCUCGGUCCAGGACAUCAACGAGCCCCCCGUCUUCCCCGUCAACCCCAAGCUGAUCCGCUUCGAGGAGGGCGUGCCGGCCGGGACCUCGCUCACCGUGUUCUCGGCUCAGGACCCCGACCACUUCAUCCACCAGACCGUCAGGUACUCCAAGCUGUCCGACCCUGCUAACUGGCUGAGGAUCAACAGGACCAACGGUCAGAUCAGCACCAUGGCCCUGUUGGACCGGGAGUCCAUGUAUGUGAAGAACAACGUGUACGAGGCCACCUUCCUGGCCUUCGACAAUGGUAAGUCUGGCGCGCCCCAGGCCAGCGGUACGGGGACCCUCCAGAUCUACCUGAUCGACGUCAACGACAACGCCCCGGUGCUGAUGCCCCGCGAGGGCCAGGUGUGCGAGCGCGCGCGGCCCGCCUCCCGCGUCAACAUCACGGCCUCGGACGCCGACGGAGACCCCAACGUGGGGCCCUUCGUCUUCGAGCUACCCUCCUUCCCCGCCAGCGUCCGGCGCAACUGGACCGUGUCCCGGCUCAACGGCGACUACGCCCAGCUGAGGCUGAAGAUCCCCUACCUUGAGUCCGGGUUCUACGACAUCCCCGUGUUCGUGUCCGACUCGGGGAACCCGCCGCUCUCCAACCGCUCGGUGAUCCGCAUCAAGGUGUGUCCGUGCGACGACAACGGAGACUGCAGCGCCACCGGGGCGGUGGCGGCGGCCGGCCUGGGCACCGGCGCCAUCAUCGCCAUCCUCAUCUGCAUCAUCAUCCUCCUCACCAUGGUGCUGAUCUUCGUCAUGUGGAUGAAGAGGAGGGAGAAGGAGCGCCAGGCCAAGCCCUUGCUCAUCGACCCCGAAGACGACGUUCGAGACAACAUCCUCAAGUACGACGAGGAGGGAGGUGGCGAAGAGGACCAGGACUAUGACCUGAGCCAGCUGCAGCAGCCCGAGUCUCUGGAUCACAUCAUCAAUAAGCCGGCGGGGGUGCGCCGGGUGGACGAGAGGCCCGUGAUCGCAGAGUCCCAGUACCCCGUCCGGCCCAGCCUGCCUCACCCCGGGGACAUCGGAGACUUCAUCAUCGACGGUCUGCGGGCGGCGGACAACGACCCCACGGCGCCGCCCUACGACUCCCUGCUGGUGUUCGACUACGAGGGCAGCGGCUCCACCGCCGGCUCCGUCAGCUCCCUCAACUCCUCCAGCUCCGGGGACCAGGACUACGACUACCUCAACGACUGGGGCCCGCGCUUCAAGAAGCUGGCCGACCUCUACGGCGGAGGGGAGGAGAACUGAGGUAGAGGAGGAGGAGGGGGAG